This is a messenger RNA of Sciurus carolinensis (gray squirrel), 505 nucleotides long. RefSeq names its product guanylate cyclase activator 2B (gene Guca2b). The record is from RefSeq and is a predicted model, not a curated record. NCBI's taxonomy places the organism in Eukaryota, Metazoa, Chordata, Mammalia, Rodentia, Sciuridae. The coding region runs from base 32 to 370 and encodes 112 amino acids. Gene Ontology annotation, molecular function: guanylate cyclase activator activity. The transcript is spliced from 3 exons. Gene Ontology annotation, cellular component: extracellular region.
ACAGCGGCAGCUGGAACACAGAGGGACAGAGAUGGGCAGCAGAACUGGGUUGGGGCGCCUGCUGGGGGCAGCUGUGGUCCUCCUGUUUCUGCUGCAGAGCACACAGUCAGUCCACAUCAAGUACCGAGGCUUCCAGGUCCAGCUGGAAUCAGUGAAGAAGCUGAGUGACCUGGAGGGGCAGUGGGAGCCCAGCCCUCACCUGCAACCCCAGAGCCGCCUGCCCCCUGUGUGCCACCACCCAGCCCUGCCCCAGGACCUCCAGCCAGUCUGCACCUCCCAGGAAGCUGCCAGCAUCUUCAAGACCUUGAGGACCAUUGCCAACGAUGACUGUGAGCUGUGUGUGAAUGUCGCCUGCACUGGCUGCCGCUGAGCUGGCCCUGGGGGCCCUGAGCUCACCCUGGACACCUGGCCCCCACACUCAAGCAGAGGCUCCUGGCCGCCACAGUCACCACUGCCCUCCCAGGACAGAGCAGCGGGAUCAGGUGCAAAGCAAUGGGACACCAGG